ACCGGCACAUCCAGCACCGGGAGCUCAUCGGGUGCCCGACUACCAGUGAUAGUGUUCAUCGGGGGCGAGACGUACGACUGGGACGCCGGCAACCCAUACGACGGCUCAAUAUUAGCCAGUUUUGGUCACGUGAUUGUCGUUACCCUUAAUUACCGGUUAGGGGUGUUGGGAUUCCUACCGGCGGUAGUGGACGGUGCUGUUCGGGGUAACUACGGGCUCAUGGAUCAAGUGGCAGCCCUACACUGGGUUCAGGAAAAUAUAGGGGAAUUUGGUGGUGACCCCCAUAAUGUCACUGUCAUAGGGCAUGGAUUCGGGGCCAGUUGUGUGCACUUAUUACUACUAUCACCUAUGGCUAGAGGCCUAUUCGCAAGGGUGGUGCUCAUGAGUGGCUCGGCGUUAGGUCCGGCCAGUAUAGCCAGGGAUGCCGAUACAUACGCCCGACAUUUGGCC
Molecule: messenger RNA, 450 nt
Organism: Oppiella nova
Lineage: Eukaryota; Metazoa; Arthropoda; Arachnida; Sarcoptiformes; Oppiidae
Source: the annotation of a GenBank genome assembly